This is a messenger RNA of Acanthocheilonema viteae, 978 nucleotides long. The record is from the annotation of a GenBank genome assembly. NCBI's taxonomy places the organism in Eukaryota, Metazoa, Nematoda, Chromadorea, Rhabditida, Onchocercidae.
AUGGCACGAUGUUGGCAGUGUGAUGCAUCUGCUUCCGUAAAGAGAUCAAAGGAUGGUAAACCUGCUUGUGUCGUUUGUUUCACUGAUGCCUUCGAAGCGGAAGUGCAUGAUGUGAUUAAAACUUACGGUUUGUUCGACAAAGAUAAGAAAGUUGCUGUGGGAGCGUCAGGUGGUAAAGAUUCAACGGUAUUAAUUCAUGUGUUGCAUAAACUGAAUCAGAAGCAUGGUUACGGAUUGGAUAUCAUUUUGCUUUCAAUCGAUGAAGGAAUCACAGGUUACCGUGAUGAUUCACUGAAAGCUGUUGAAAGAAACCGAAAUGAUUACGGAUUACCAUUAGUCGUAAUGACUUAUAAACAACUGUAUGGUUGGACAAUGGAUGAAGUUGUGUCGGCGGUUGGUGCCAAAAAUAACUGCACUUUCUGCGGUGUUUUUCGAAGACGUGCUUUAGACAGGGGCGCAGUUGAAUGUGGAGCAAAUAUUAUUGCAACAGGGCAUAAUGCUGAUGAUAUGGCAGAGACAGUGUUACUUAACAUUUUGCGAGGCGAUUUGGCGCGGUUGCAACGAUGUACCGAUAUUGUAACAGGAUUGGAAGAUUGUUUGCCUCGAACAAAACCUCUAAAAUAUGUCUUUGAAAAAGAUAUUGUGAUGUAUGCACAUUUUAAUAGGCUGGACUAUUUUUCUACGGAAUGUAGAUAUGCACCUGACUCCUUCCGCAAUUACGUGAGAAUGUAUGUCAAGAAGUUGGAGAGGCUACAACCGAAAGCGAUUUUGGAUUUAAUAAGAUCAGGCGAGACCAUUUCUGCCCGUAGUGAUGUUUCUUUCCCCGUAUUGAUCACGUGUGAAAGAUGUGGUUGCAUGUCGUCACAGAAGCUUUGUAAAGCGUGUCUUUUGCUGCAGGGUCUAUUCACGAACGAUUUUAACUUGGGCGUGAAAAAGGUUGAUAGUAAAUCUUGCAAUUCGCCACAAAAGUUUGCAUGA